Artibeus jamaicensis (Jamaican fruit-eating bat) is the source of this 1032-nucleotide messenger RNA. RefSeq names its product galactoside 2-alpha-L-fucosyltransferase SEC1-like. The record is from RefSeq and is a predicted model, not a curated record. The transcript has a single exon. Lineage: Eukaryota; Metazoa; Chordata; Mammalia; Chiroptera; Phyllostomidae. Gene Ontology annotation, molecular function: galactoside 2-alpha-L-fucosyltransferase activity. The coding region runs from base 13 to 1032 and encodes 339 amino acids. Gene Ontology annotation, biological process: carbohydrate metabolic process. Gene Ontology annotation, cellular component: membrane.
CCUGCAGCCAUCAUGAGACUCUGGGCCACCUGCCCUUCCUUCUUCACCAUCUCCUUCUUCUUCAUCAUCCUCGUGGUGUCCACCAUCUUCCACUGCUGCCAGCGCCUGGCUCUGGUGCCCACACCCUGGGCCUCCCCCGGCCGCGUGGUCCUGGUCCCCGGGCCCCUGGCCCAGGGGGGCAUGUUCACCAUCAACUCCAAAGGCCGCCUGGGGAACCAGAUGGGCGAGUACGCCACGCUGUACGCCCUGGCCAAGGCGAACGGCCGCCAGGCCUUCAUCCCCGCGCAGAUGCACAGCACGCUCGCGCCCAUCUUCAGAAUCACCCUCCCGGUCCUGCACGACGCCACGGCCAGCAGGGUCCCCUGGCGGAACUACCACCUGAACGACUGGAUGGAGGAGCGCCACCGCCACAUCCCCUGGGAGUUCGUGCGCCUCACCGGCUACCCCUGCUCCUGGACCUUCUACCACCACCUGCGCCCCGAGAUCCUCCGGGAGUUCACCCUGCACGACCACGUGCGCGAGGAGGCCCAGAGGCACCUGCGGGGCCUGCAGGUGAGAGGGGGCCGGCCGAGCACCUUCGUGGGGGUCCACGUGCGCCGGGGGGACUACGUGCACGUCAUGCCGCGGGUGUGGAAGGGCGUGGUGGCCGACCGGACGUACCUAGAGCAGGCGCUGGACUGGUUCCGGGCCCGCUACAGCGCCCCCCUCUUCGUGGUCACCAGCGACGGCAUGGCCUGGUGCCGGGAGAACAUCGACAGCUCCCUCGGGGACGUGGCAUUCGCAGGCAGCGGUCGCCAGGGCUCCCCAGCCAAGGACUUCGCGCUGCUCACGCAGUGCAACCACACCAUCAUGACCGUCGGCACCUUCGGGGUCUGGGCCGCCUACUUGGCCGGAGGGGACGCCGUCUACCUGGCCAACUUCACCCUGCCCGGGUCCCCCUUCCGUGCCAUCUUCAAGCCCCAAGCGGCUUUCCUGCCCCAGUGGGUGGGCAUCGCCGCCGACCUGGGGCAGGUGGGAAAAAGCCGUCCCUAG